Molecule: messenger RNA, 1002 nt
Organism: Ornithodoros turicata
Lineage: Eukaryota; Metazoa; Arthropoda; Arachnida; Ixodida; Argasidae
Exons: 6
Coding region: 48-938 (296 amino acids)
Source: RefSeq, a predicted model, not a curated record
CAGUGCUCGUUGCGUGUUUUAUUGGCUGUGGAAUAAAGUCAUUCCGUAUGACAAUGGUUUCUGUGCUUAAGUACGGAUACAACAAUAAGGAAGAACGAAGUGAAGGAUGCCACGUGCGCUCUUGGUGCUUUGAGAGACAGAGGAAGAAGAUUUCUGCAGCUGUCUGUCUUGGAACCAUCAUGCGCCAAAUACAAUCUGAAAUCGCCGAUGAAGCGAAGAAAGGUCACCACCCACGAUACGACGAAGGAACAUACAAGAAGAUGCUUCUUUUGCUCAUCCCACCGGUUUUGAUACUGGUGUGUCUGACGGUAGCUGCAGUGAUCGCCACUUUCAAUAGCGGCGCCAACGAAAAUGACAACAUUGAAGCUACGGACGCCGCUGCUAUUGUUGAGGCGACAAUUACGUCCCCUGAGACCAGAAGCACACCAGCGACACAAAUCGCCGCCGACGCAUGCACUACAAGAAGGCAAAUGUCAGAGCGCUCUACGAGCGUCUCCGCGCCUACAUCAAGACGAGGGGCGGCAACGACCAUACUUGCUACGGUUGCCAACGAAUUACCGAAAGCGCGGAGGACUGUAAGGCCAACACUAAGGGAGAUUCAAACGGUGAUGUUGGAAAGAACAACGCGGUUGCCAGCGACAGCAACUGAAAUGCGCCUGAGAACAAAGGGGAGAAGGGUGACAACGACAAAGGCGAUUCCAACAUCAACUAUGUUAACAAGAAAGCCGUUGAGAACUACGGAAAGACCCACACUACCACGUACGACACUAACAGCGAUGCAAGUCAAACAGGAUGUGCAAAGCCCAGCAGUCGUGCGGCUUCUUCCGAGGGUGGGCAAUGUUCGACGUGCAAAGGGAGGAGGUCCACAACACGCGUCAAGACACCAAGUUCCAGAAAGGCUACACACUCCUCCAUUACGUAAAGCAGAACAUGGGUAGCUGACUGAGAGGUUGCUGAACGAAAUACUUCAAGAUGUUCUCGAUAAAACCUACUUGCCCAACA